This is a messenger RNA of Lycium barbarum (goji berry), 1950 nucleotides long. RefSeq lists its product as uncharacterized. Lineage: Eukaryota; Viridiplantae; Streptophyta; Magnoliopsida; Solanales; Solanaceae. Bases 1 to 1950 code for a protein of 649 amino acids. The record is from RefSeq and is a predicted model, not a curated record. The transcript has a single exon.
AUGGUUUUGAAUACAAAUCCUGCUAAUGCGACCCGUACAACUACCACGUCGGGUAAUUCUAACCCUAGUACUGAAGGUUUUAGUCCUUUCACACUUGAUUCCUCCCAUGUUUUCUAUGUCCACCCAUCUGAUAGUCCUGGUUGCCAACUUGUGGCUGUUCCUUUCAAUGGUUGUGGUUUCGUUACCUGGAGAAGUAGUAUACUAACCUCCUUAUCAGCUAAGAACAAACUAGGGCUUAUUGAUGGUAGAAAUGAUAAACCAGCAGUUGAUUCUCCAUUUUUUCCUUAUUGGGAAAGAUGUAAUGACAUGGUGAAAGCUUGGAUAACCAACUCUGUGUCUAGGGAGAUAGCUACUAGUGUAGUGUGUAUGAAAACUGCUAAGGAAGUCUGGGAGGACAUUAAUCAAAGAUUUGGAAACUCUAAUAGUUCUAAAUACAUUCAGAUUCAGAGAGAGAUUGCCUCCACAAGUCAAGGCUCCUCUGAUAUAGCUACUUAUUUCACUAAGCUUAGAAACUUGUGGGAUGAACUUAAUGGUGCUUAUGUUGGACCAACAUGCACAUGUGUAGCUUUACCCAAAUUCAUUCAGGACCAGCAGCUUUUUCAAUUCCUAAGUGGUCUGAAUGAUUCACACUCCACAGUCAAGAGUAACAUCUUAAUGAUGCAUCCACUUCCUUCCAUAAGUAAAUCAUACUCCCUCCUACAGCAAGAUGAGAGUCAAAGAGAAAUUCUUCCUUCUAAUUCAAGUUUCUCAAGUGACUCCGCUGCUUUUUUAUGUUCUGGACCUUACAACAAUCCCAACAAGCUCACUCAGAAGGUCAAUUUUGAAUCAAGAAGAGGUGUAGUUCCUAAUGGACCUAAUGGUUCUGACGCGAGAAGGGGGCAUGGUGCAACUACUGGUCAACCUGGUGGUCUUUAUUGUAAGUACUGCAAAAAGACCAAUCAUACCAUUGAGAAAUGCUAUAAGUUGCAUGGGUCUGAUUUCAAGUUCACAAAACCCAGAAAGUUAGCAUCUUGUGUCCAAACUGAGGUCCCUCUAGUUGAUCCUACUCUCCCAUCUGUUCCAAAAAGUAUUCCAGCCGCAGCUCAUGGUUUUUCUCCUGAGCAACUUCAACAACUUCAGGCCAUGUUUCAUCAGGCUCACUUGUCAUCUACUGGUUAUGGUUCUGGUCAUAUUUCCUCACAGGAAUCAGGUUUUGCUCAUUUUGCAAGUUUGUUUACUGCAUAUGCUGUAAAUUCUGUAGGAUCCCAUGUAUGUGCAACUUCACAACUAGGACUUACUCCUUGGAUCCUAGACUCCGGGGCAACUAACCAUAUGACCCCCCACAAACAUUUACUCCACAACAUCUCACCAUUACCUAAACCUUUUCUUGUCACUCUUCCAAAUGGAUACAAGGUUAAGGUUAUAUCAACUGGAUCCUUGCAUCUCAGAAACGACAUAGUUUUAUUAAAUGUUCUCUUAGUUCCUUCUUUUCACUUCAACUUAAUUUCUUUACAUCAACUCAUUUCUCAGCUGAACUGUGUAGCUGUGCUUACUAAACAUCAUUGCUUAUUACAGGGCCCUUCUCAGAAGAGGCCAAUGGUAAUUGGUAAGGUUGUUGGGAGGCUCUACUACUUGCAUCCUGAUGCUGCUCUUUUUCCAUCCUCCACCAGUUCAUCACAAGUUUUUUCCUCAAAUGUUUGUAAUAUUGUUCCUUCUGAUUCUUCUAUUUCUGCUUGCUUCCCUGAUAAUUCCAACAAGCAAUUCAACUUUGUAAAUAGUCCUAAGAAUUUCCCUGCUACUUGUGCUCAAAGUUCUACUUGUAAUCAAGCUUCUGCUGUGAAUAAAAUGGACAUCUUUUGGCAUCAACGACUUGGCCAUAUGCCUUUUCACAAAAUGGCUUCUAUCCCUUUCCUAUCAAAUAAAGUUUCUUCGACACAAACUUUUUGUCUGUCCAGUUUUCCCUAUGGCUAG